This is a messenger RNA of Helianthus annuus (common sunflower), 2175 nucleotides long. RefSeq lists its product as uncharacterized. The transcript has 3 exons. Lineage: Eukaryota; Viridiplantae; Streptophyta; Magnoliopsida; Asterales; Asteraceae. The record is from RefSeq and is a predicted model, not a curated record. The coding region runs from base 1 to 2175 and encodes 724 amino acids.
AUGUUUACUCAGUUGAAGAUCAAUCUUCCGUUCAUCGAGGCGCUUCAGUCUAUGCCUAAGUAUGCGAAAUUCCUUAAAGAUCUUUUGAAGCGUAAGGAGAGAAUCGGCGAGCUUUUGAAUAUUUCGUUGACAGGAGGUUGUUCCGCAGUAGUCUUGAAUAAGCUAUCAGAGAAGUUGACAGACCCAGGCACAUUCACGAUUCCAUGUUUUUUCGGGGGAGCCGUUACCCCUGCUCACGCCUUAGCCGAUUUAGGGGCCAGCAUCAUUCUGAUGCCAUUUUCGUUGUAUGAGCGACUUGGUCUAGGAGAGCUUACACCCACGCGCAUGUCAUUGUCCUUGGCUGACCGAUCAGUCAAGUAUCCUCGUGGGAUAGUAGAGAAUUUGUUGGUGAAGGUUGAUAGGUUUGUGUUCCCAGUGGAUUUCGUUGUGCUCGAUAUGGAGGCUGAUGAGAGAGUUCCUAUUAUUCUAGGCCGUCCAUUCCUUCGAACCGCAAAGGCGAUCAUUGACGUCUUUGACGGUAAGAUUUCUCUUCGUGCGGGUGACGAGAUUGUCACAUUCGAGAUUGAUAGAGCGAUGCAGCAUCCUAGCGGUCGUGAUGAUGAUAGUGGGUCGUGUCAUUCCGUUUACUUUCUCAAUUCAUUCAUAUCUUGCGUCGACACGUGUCUUGAGUACAUUAGUGGAGCUGAUUUAGUAGGUGAGGGAGUUGUUGACGAGCAUUCUGAGGAUGGGGUAGAUGAGGUAGAGGAGGAGCAGUUGGAUGAGAGUGAUGAGUUGAGUGCUGAGUCUUUAGAGCUCGAUGCGAUUAGUGAUGAGAGUACUCCUGUAGAGAUUCCACCACCUUUAGAACUUAAGGUUCUUCCAUCCCAUCUCGAGUACGCAUUUCUAGGAGAGAAGCCGAAUAUGCCUGUCAUCAUAUCUUUGAAGUUGACAGAGGAGGAGAAGGCGAGGUUGAUUGAGGUGCUUAGAGAGCACAGUGAUGCGAUUGCCUGGAGGCUAUCCGAUAUCAAGGGCAUCAGCCCUACUUUUUGCACGCAUCGCAUUCUGAUGGAGCAUGUUUAUAAGCCUGUAGUGCAGCCGCAACGUCGCUUGAAUCCGAAUAUGCAGGAGGUAGUAAAGAAGGAGGUGAUGAAGUUGUUAGAGUCUGGUUUGAUCUAUCCUAUUUCUGAUUCAGCUUGGGUGAGUCCCACACAGGUCGUCCCGAAGAAAGGGGGGAUGACAGUUGUUCUGAACUCGAAGAAUGAUCUUAUUCCGUCUCGUACUGUUACGGGUUUGCGUGUGUGCAUUGACUAUCGAAAGGCACAAGAUUCGAGAGCUGGUAUUGAGGUUGAUGGGGCGAAGAUAGAUACGAUUAGCCAGCUUCCUCCGCCGACUAGUGUCAAGUCGGUUCGUAGUUUUCUCGGUCAUGCGGGAUUUUAUAGGCGCUUUAUUAGGGAUUUUUCCAAAAUUACUCGCCCCAUGACGCGAUUGUUGGAGAAGGACGUUCCUUUUGUCUUUGACGAGGAGUGCCUUCGAGCGUUUGAGUUUUUGAAGGAGAAGUUAGUGAGUGCACCGAUCCUCGUGUCGCCUGAUUGGAGCUUACCAUUCGAGUUGAUGUGCGAUGCGAGCGACUACGCAGUUGGUGCAGUGUUAGGGCAGAGACGGGAGAAGCAUUUUCACCCGAUUUACUAUGCGAGUAAAACAUUGAAUGAUGCCCAGGAGAAUUACACCACCACGGAGAAGGAGUUGUUAGCGGUGGUGUUUGCGUUCGACAAAUUUCGGUCGUAUCUCGUUCUGUCGAAAACCGUCGAUAAGAAAGGGGCAGAGAAUGUGGCGGCGGACCACUUGUCCCGCCUUGAGGAUCCUAAGAGAGAGGAGAUUCGUGAGGAGGCGAUAGGGGAUAGAUUCCCUCACGAGUCUAUUGAUGCUGUCACGGUAGGAGCCGUGGAUCUACCGUGGUAUAGCGAUAUAGCCAAUUAUUUGGCCGACGGGUUUGUGAUUGAGAACAUGAGUGCGCAGCAAAAGCGGAAGCUGAUGAGGGACGCUAGGAAGUACAUAUGGGAUGACCCUUACCUUUUUAGGAUUGGAGGCGACCGUAUACUUAGGAGGUGUGUUAGUAAGGAAGAAGGUGUUGGGAUCCUGAGGCACGUGCAUAAGGGUUUGACAGGAGGUCACCACGGAGCACAUACGACCGCGUAA